UGGAUAGAUUAAACCCUAAAUCCCCUUCUCCCUUGUCUGCAUCUUCAAUUCCAGAGUUUGCAUUUUCAAUUCAAGAGUGGGGACACAACAACAGAUUUAAGAAAAGGUGAAGGGGCUUUAAAAAUUUGGGGGAAAUAGCGUAAUGAUCAAUUUCGACAGGUAUGAAUCGGGCGGUUGGUGCAUCCGGCAAGCGGAAGAGAGGUGCAGCAGGUGCACCACCUCUAUCAAGUGAUGAGCAGAUGAUCCUUGAUUUGAUCCUCAGCAAAGAGGGUUCCGGCAUUCAUUCGAAAGAGAUCAAGUAUCAGACUAAGAUCCCUACCCCCAUCUUCAAUAAAGCAAUCAAGACUCUGGAGGCUAAAGCUCUUAUUAAAGAGGUGAAAGGCAUUCAUCGAGGUGGUGCAGCAAGGAAAAUCCUCAUGGGAGCCGACUUCACGCCCUCUGACGUGGUUAGUGGAGGCAUCUGGUAUUCAGAGGGGAAGAUCGACACCCAUUUUGUUGAUAGUCUCAAAACCAUUUGCUGUAUGCUCGUGAAAAAGAGCAAGGUUGCUACUCUGGAGGGGCUCCACAAGAUCGUGCAGGAGAGGCGAGUGGCGAAAGUUGAAAUCCCUAUGCCGCAGCUGGCUGAGUUGCUGACUUCUAUGGUGCUGGACAAUAAAUUAGUGGAGGUGAAGAGCAAUGGUUUGGGAGAUUUUUCUCGGAUUCCUAUCGGAGAAACGUGUUACAAGCUCCCAAGUGCAGCAGCAGGGGGGGCUGCAGAGACUUCAAUCGCAGGUGCAUUCGCUUCGAUUCCUUGUGGUAUGUGUCCUAGGAUUGCUUUGUGCACACCCGAUGGGGUCAUCUCCCCGACUACUUGUGUGUAUUACAACAAGUGGUUAGACAUCAAACUCUAAGCUCCUAACUUAUUUUUGUUGAUAUACAUGUUUUCUUGAGACACUUUGCAUUGGUGGAUAUUGGGUGGUUGGUCUUGUGUCUUAUAGAUAGUCCAUUACUUGAUCUUGUAGAACUCGAUGACAUUAAUUCUUUGAAAUCAGUAUUAGAAUAUUCUUUUACAA
Salvia miltiorrhiza (redroot sage) is the source of this 1052-nucleotide messenger RNA. RefSeq lists its product as uncharacterized. Gene Ontology annotation, cellular component: RNA polymerase III complex. The transcript has 2 exons. Bases 162 to 890 code for a protein of 242 amino acids. The record is from RefSeq and is a predicted model, not a curated record. NCBI's taxonomy places the organism in Eukaryota, Viridiplantae, Streptophyta, Magnoliopsida, Lamiales, Lamiaceae. Gene Ontology annotation, biological process: transcription by RNA polymerase III.